This is a messenger RNA of Cercospora beticola, 1262 nucleotides long. RefSeq lists its product as uncharacterized. NCBI's taxonomy places the organism in Eukaryota, Fungi, Ascomycota, Dothideomycetes, Mycosphaerellales, Mycosphaerellaceae. The record is from RefSeq and is a predicted model, not a curated record.
GUAUGCAUGUUUCGGUGCCGUGCGCAUGGACGCACAGAACACAGCCCAUCACUGCCUUAAGAUGGGCGGCUUCGCAAAUUCGAAGGGCAGGGUGUUCAGUGCUCUUUCUUGACUUCUCUCUCUUUCAAACUACACAACAGGAUGGCCCUCGCCAAAUUGUUGACGAUUGCAUUCCUUAUGCGACAUGUCACAGGCGAGACAGAUUGUUUCUUUCCAAACCAUCAGCGAGCAGAGAACUUCACCACGUGCAAUGCCGGGGCACCCCACGCUGCCUGCUGUCGUCCGGAAGAUGUUUGUCUUUCGAAUGGGUACUGUCUGCAGCAGGGCGCCGGCCUUCCCAAUCGUCUCAUUCGAGGCGGUUGUACGGAUUACACAUUCUCCAGUUCAGCGUGUCCAGCAAAAUGCGCCGACACCGCACAAGACGUACCGGUGACCAUAUUUCUUGCGCGCGAUAGCAGACCGAAUGGCGACUUCUGUUGCGUAAGCAAUUUCAAUGUCACGUCCGGAAACUGUAUAGUCCCAAGUGGUGGAAGCUCAAGGCCGUUUUCCCUCAGUCCAGGCACCGUCAUCUACGACCGCAGCACGGGGGAUCUACUACCAGAAAAUUGGACUGCCACUGCGCAAGAGCCUGGGGUGGUGGUCGCUUCGGCUGCUGGUAACAACGUCAGCAUGGGUGCAAUCAUUGGCGUUGCUGUACCACUGGGUGUUCUCCUCCUGGCAGCUUUGGCUGGCUGUUUCAUACUUUGGAGACAGCUGAAAAAGGUGAAAGCGGCGCAAGGUAGCGCACAUCAUAGCGGUGAAUGGUCGGAAGGGAAGGAUUCAAGACCUGAAGAGUACGAUUAUGGGACUGCGCCAGGCUAUGUUGCAGUGGCGAACGAGAAGUCGGAUCGGUUGCAACAUCAUCCUGAGCUACCAUCACCGGACCAGCGACAUUCCCAACCACAUUAUACCCAACAAUAUAUCGCUGAAGCACCGACAGAGGGCGAGGUCCAAAUGGCGGACAGCCGGAGCGUGGGCAGGUGACAUCGGGCCGGCAAGACAUGACACUGCGAAAGCCAAAUAUUGCGGUUCGAGAGUAGAUGAGAAUGUAGCAUUAUUCGAAUCAGAGCGAAAUGGCCCAGGGGCUGAGAGCGCAUGUGAUCAGACGCACGCUCAGCCCGCGCUGUGAUACCUUGACUAGGAGCACAGCUCGCCGUCCGAUAUCGACUUUUACCAGGUUCCUGCCUUGCUCCGCUUGUAUAUGAGGAUAACAGGUGCACCCA